Messenger RNA from Octopus bimaculoides (California two-spot octopus), 609 nucleotides. RefSeq names its product dynactin subunit 3. The record is from RefSeq and is a predicted model, not a curated record. Lineage: Eukaryota; Metazoa; Mollusca; Cephalopoda; Octopoda; Octopodidae. Gene Ontology annotation, cellular component: dynactin complex. Gene Ontology annotation, biological process: cytoskeleton-dependent cytokinesis.
UAUCUCCCUUGGUGCACGUCAGAGACAUUUUGUUGCUUCAAAAUGGCGGCUAUAUCAGAGUCUGACAUUCUUGAGAAACGGAUUGGAAUAUUGGAGAAUCUGGUCUUUGGAUUGUCUGAUAAGGACACUGAAUAUCCAAAGUUUGCUCAACCAGAAACUUCUCCCGUAUUUGCUAAAUCAACCAAUGUCAAGUGUAUUGAUGCAUUGAACAAUGUCCAUUCCAAAAUAAAUGUUUCUGUGGCUGGGCGUAAGAACAUCACCGAAACCUUUAAUAAAUUACCAGACCUUCAAAAAUAUUUGGAUCCAGAAUUCGCUGAUGAACUUACCAUAACUCCAUCAGCCAAAACAGAAAUGAUCCUGGCUGAAGAGGAUUUCAUAAUGCAGACAGCUUCAACAAUGCAAACACUUAAAGAGCUAGAGCCUAUAAUUAGCAGUGAACAUGUAAAAGGAGCUCCAUACUUUUCAUGUAAGUCCCAAAUGCACAUAAUUCAACUGCUUACUGUUAAAUGCUUCACCAUCACCAGUGAACAGCUACAGUUAAAUAACAAUCCUUUUACUACCAUUACUACUUUCCCCUCUAUCUAUCCGACCUAUAUUAGAGUUGGGUAG